UUCCAUCAUUCGUCAGGUUACAUUCAUAAGCUUGGUCAGCCCAAUACAUUCAAGCGGAUGGAGCAGGACGAUUUCGAGCCGAUGCGUAAACACAAUGUCUAUUACCCCUUCUCAGAUAGAGCAGAGUGGGAGCUCGCAAAAUUUCUAUGUGACAACUUGAACCAGGGGCAGAUUACCAGGUUUUUAAAGCUUCUCUGGGCGAAGCGGCCACUGUCUUUUAAGACCGCAAAGCAACUCUUCACAUUCAUGGACGCAUUACCAAAGGUUCCUCAAUGGCGGUGUACACCCAUGCAUACUGAUGGAUAU
Molecule: messenger RNA, 306 nt
Organism: Suillus plorans
Lineage: Eukaryota; Fungi; Basidiomycota; Agaricomycetes; Boletales; Suillaceae
Exons: 2
Source: RefSeq, a predicted model, not a curated record